AUGGCAUUCGCUGGAAAAGAUCCACUAAGAGCUCCAAUAUCUCUUGCUCUAGAAAUAGAGGUGUAUGCGAACUCGAUCGAGUCGGUCUACAAGGACUUGGUCGAGCUAGACAUUACAACGGGUAGAAAGAGGGUUCAGAGGUCACAGAGGGUACAAGAGGAACCUGAGGUGCUUGUUGCUGAUACAAUGGAUGUACCAGAGGGGAAUGGAAACCCUUUGGGCAAUGGACUCGGUCGAGCUAGGCAAACUCGACCGAUUGGUCAAGGAGAUGCUCCAAACCGCCACCAACAGAGACAAGGGAUUGUUCCACCACCAGUGCAGAACCACAACUUUGAGAUCAAGCUGGGAAUGAUCAACCUUGUCCAGAACAAGAUGUUCCAUGGAUUGCCAAGUGAAGACCCCAUUGACCACCUUGAUGAGUUUGAUAGGCUUUGUGAUUUGACAAAGAUCAAUGGUGUCUCUGAAGAUGCCAUCAAGCUGAGACUCUUUCCUAUGUCUCUAGCUGACAAAGCUCACCAAUGGGAGAAGAGCUUGCCCCAUGGCACAAUCACCACUUGGGAUGAAUGCAAGAAGGCCUUUCUUGCUAAGUUUUUCUCCACCGGUCGCACAGCCAAGCUUAGAGGAGAGAUAUCCAGCUUCAUCCAGCGAAACAAUGAGACAUUCGCAGAGGCUUGGGAGAGGUAUAGGGAGAUGCUAGACACAGCUAGCAAUGGGAACUUCCUCAACCAGGAUGUAGAUGAUGGCUGGCAACUUGUGGAGAACAUGGCCAUAUCAACAGAAUGCUAUGGAGAGCACUAUGAAAGUACAGAUUGGAGCUCGACCGCGCACUCGAUCGAGCUGGACGCUCAGAUGAGAAAAGACAUGCUUGCACUCAACUCGAAGUUGGACAAACUGAUCCUAGCCCAAUUCCCUGCCAAGCAUGUCAACUAUUGCAUCAUCCUCUUCACCACAAGAGUAUGCCCAAGCAGUUACACUAAGAAGUGGGAGCAAUUCCCGAGUAGAGGUAGCCCACCCCAAAUCGCUGUGGACAUCGAUGACGAGGAAGGGGAGGAUUUAGUCGACUAUGCUGAUAACUCGACCCGAACUCGAUCGAGCUGGAACAAAACCCUGAACCAGAACUCGAUCGAGCUGGAGAAACUGAGACACUGCAAGACAAACCAGAGCUCGAUCGAGCCAGAAGAAGCAGACAAAGCAAACUCCAGCCAACCAGCUAAACCUGUUGCAAAGAAGAAAGACACUCCAGCAGGACCACCACCAUACAAGCCCCCUCUGCCCUUUCCAGGAAGGUUCAAGAAACAACUGUUGGAAGCACACAAGGCCAAGUUUGAUGAACUAAUGAGACAGCUUGAGUUGAAGUUGCCCUUCAUCGACGCCUUGAUGCUCAUUCCACCUUAUCAGAAAUUUCUGAAGGAUGCUGUUCAGCAAAGAACCAGGGAAGCACAAGGGAUGGUAGUGUUGACUCGCGAGUGCAGUGCAAUCAUUCAGCGGAAGGUCAUCUCCGACAAAAAGGAAGAUCCGGGGAGUUUCACUUUGCCCUGCAUGUUGGGACCCCUAUCUUUCAAAAACAGCCUCUGCGAUCUAGGAUCAUCUGUCAGCCUCAUGCCUUUGUCUGUAGCAAAGAGACUGGGAUAUCACAAGUACCAAGCCUGCGGAAUCUCACUAGUCUUGGCAGAUAGAUCGAUAAGGUUACCAACUGGGAUGCUUGAAGACCUGCCUUUGAGGAUAGGGAAUGUAGAAAUCCCCACAGACUUCAUUGUGCUUGAGAUGGAUGAGGAACCAACAGAUCCAUUGAUUCUAGGAAGGCCAUUCCUAGCUACAGCAAGAGCAAUGAUAGAUGCCAGUUUGCGAAGUCAUGGCAGUGAGCUCGAUCAAGAACUCGAUCGAGUCGAGUUUCGAACAAACGAACUCGAUCGAGCUGGGGCUGAAUGCAAGGAGCAAGCUCAAGGAGAUUGGUCUGAGCUCAAGGCGCCUAAAGUCGACCUCAAACCUUUGCCUGAGGGCCUCAGGUAUGCAUUUCUGGGUGAAAACUCAACUUACCCUGUCAUUGUGAACUCUGAUUUGGAACCUGAACAGUUGAGUGCUUUGCUUGUUGAAUUGAGGAAGUACAGAAAGGCAAUAGGUUACACUCUAGAUGAUAUCAAGGGGAUCUCCCCUGACCUAUGCAUCCAUAGGAUUCAUCUAGAGGAUGAAAGUAAGUCAAGCAUUGAACCUCAGAGAAGGUUGAACCCCAAUCUAAAGGAAGUAGUGAAGAAAGAGAUACUCAAGUUGCUUGAUGCUGGGAUAAUCUAUCCCAUCAGUGAUAGCACUUGGAUAUCUCCAGUUCAUUGCGUCCCAAAGAAAGGGGGGAUCACUGUCAUUAAAAACGACAAAGAGGAGCUGAUUCCCACUAGAACAAUAGUGGGGCAUCGCAUGUGUAUUGACUAUAGGAAGCUAAAUUCAGCAUCUAGAAAGGAUCAUUUCCCUCUCCCUUUCAUUGAUCAGAUGUUAGAAAGAUUGGCAAACCACCCUUUUUAUUGUUUUCUUGAUGGCUACAGUGGUUUCUUCCAAAUCCCGAUCCACCCUAAUGAUCAGGAGAAGACCACUUUCACAUGCCCUUAUGGCACCUUUGCUUAUCGAAGGAUGCCAUUUGGGCUGUGCAAUGCUCCAGCUACUUUCCAGAGGUGCAUGACCUCCAUUUUUUCAGAUCUGAUAGAGGAGAUGGUAGAAGUCUUCAUGGACGAUUUCUCAGUCUAUGGAGCAUCCUUCUCCUCAUGUUUGUCUAACUUGUGCAGGGUGUUGCAGAGGUGUGAGGAGACCAAUCUAGUACUCAACUGGGAGAAGUGCCACUUCAUGGUUCGAGAAGGGAUUGUGCUUGGACACAAGAUUUCCGAGAAAGGGAUCGAGCUCGAUCGAGCUAAGGUGGAUGUCAUGUUGCAGCUCCCUGUUCCCAAGACUGUGAAGGACAUAAGGAGUUUUCUGGGUCACGCAGGGUUCUACAGAAGAUUCAUCAAGGAUUUCUCAAAGAUAGCAAGACCCUUGACAAGGCUUCUAUGCAAGGAGACAGAUUUUGAGUUUGAUGAAGAAUGCCACAAGUCUUGGACCUUGCUGAAGGAUGCUCUGGUAUCUGCGCCAAUAGUACAAGCUCCAAACUGGGAUCACCCAUUUGAGAUUAUGUGUGAUGCAUCUGACUAUGCAGUAGGAGCAGUGCUUGGCCAAAAGAUAGACAAGAAACUCAAUGUCAUCUACUAUGCAAGCAAGACUAUGGAUGAUGCUCAGUGCAAGUAUGCAACCACAGAGAAGGAGCUCCUUGCCAUAGUCUUUGCCUUUGAGAAGUUUCGAAGCUAUAUAGUUGGAUCCAAGGUGAUUGUGCACACUGACCAUGCUGCCCUUAGACACAUCUUCGCUAAAAAGAUACAAAGCCAAGACUUCUCAGAUGGAUCCUUUUGCUUCAAGAGUUUGAUAGAAGUUGUGGACAAAAAGGGAGUAGAAAAUGGAGUUGCUGAUCAUCUCUCUAGGAUGCGAGUUGAAGACAUGAUCCCCAUCAAUGAUUCUAUGCCUGAAGAACAGCUUAUGGCAAUCAUGAUCUUGAAGGAGAGUUUUGAUGAGAAAGCCAGGCUGGAAGAAGUUAAGGCUCUGCGUGAUGAGAAUUUGCCAUGGUAUGCUGAUAUAGUGAACUUCAUGGUGUCCGGAGAAGUCCCUAGUAGCUUUGAUGCUUACAAGAGGAAGAAAUUCUUCAAGGAUGCUAGGCAUUACUAUUGGGAUGAGCCCUACCUGUACAAGAGAGGACCAGACAGCAUUUACAGGAGAUGCAUUGCUGAAGAGGAUGUGCAAGGAGUUCUAGAGCAUUGCCAUGGGUCAGCUUACGGAGGUCACUUUGCUACAUUCAAAACAGCAACUAAGGUUUUGCAAUCGGGUUUAUGGUGGCCUACUUUGUUUAAGGAUGCAGCAGACUACAUUGCCAAGUGUGAUCCGUGCCAAAGGAAAGGAGGGAUCACCAAGAGGGACGAGAUGCCACUAAACCCAAUUCUAGAGGUUGAGAUCUUUGAUGUAUGGGGAAUAGACUUCAUGGGACCUUUCAAACCUUCUUCAAACGGGCACAACUACAUUUUGGUUGCUGUAGACUAUGUAUCCAAAUGGAUUGAAGCCAUUCCCUGCCCAACCUGUGAUGCCAAGGUGGUUGUCAAGCUUUUCAGAACCAUCAUCUUUCCAAGGUUCGGCAUCCCAAGGGUUGUUAUUUCGGAUGGAGGCUCCCAUUUCAUCAACAAGGUGUUUGAAAAGUUGAUGAGAAGCCAUGGAGUCAAACACAAGGUCGCCACACCUUAUCACCCUCAAACCAGUGGGCAAGUUGAAGUCUCCAACAGACAGAUCAAGGCCAUAUUGGAGAAGACUGUGAGCUUCACUAGGAAAGACUGGGCAGCAAGGCUUGAUGAGGCACUUUGGGCUUAUAGAACAGCUACAAAACCCCCAUUGGAAGGUCUCCUUUCAAUUUGCUGUAUGGGAAGGACUGCCACUUACCUGUGGAGGUCGAAUAUAAGGCUUUAUGGGCAGUAA
Microthlaspi erraticum is the source of this 4530-nucleotide messenger RNA. NCBI's taxonomy places the organism in Eukaryota, Viridiplantae, Streptophyta, Magnoliopsida, Brassicales, Brassicaceae. The record is from the annotation of a GenBank genome assembly.